Molecule: messenger RNA, 2211 nt
Organism: Closterium sp. NIES-65
Lineage: Eukaryota; Viridiplantae; Streptophyta; Zygnematophyceae; Desmidiales; Closteriaceae
Source: the annotation of a GenBank genome assembly
AUGAGGAUCGUGCUGACCCCGCCCCCACCCGGCACGGCCAGUCCAGCGGCGCUCAAGUCACCCCAGCAGCGAGCAGGCAUCACAGACAAGGCCCUCUAUGCCAUCGACCUCUUUCUCACCACUGAACCUUCUGGGAAGCUCCUGCUGCUCUCUGUCCUCUGGGUGGCCCUCAUGCUGCUGGGAGCAGGAGCCUUUAUCGCUGCGGCCAAGGCGACCAAUGAGGACGUGCCAUUUGGCGAGGCUGUGUGGGUCUCGUGGACCAUGCUGUCAGACCCGGGCCAGCAGGGCGCUCAGGACUCAAUUUGGAAGCGGGUGCUGUCAGUGGUGCUGACGAUCAAGGGGUUGCUGUUGCUGGCGCUGCUGGUGGGUCUGGCGACUGAUGGCGUGGCGAAGCAAGUGGACGAUCUGAACAAGGGCAAGGGGCCCGUCAUGGAGCGCGGGCACGUGCUGGUCGUGGGCUGGACCCCACGCACCAUUCCUCUGGUGCAGCAGCUGGUGGGGGCGGACGGCAGUCGCGCAGUGGUGGUGCUGGCAGGCGGCAAGGGCAAGGAGGAGAUGGACAGCGCACUCCUGGAUGCCAUUCCUAAAAGCGAGCGACAGAAAGCAGGCGGCGGACAGAUUGUGACGCGCACCGGCUCGCCCUUCCACUCGGAGGACUUGGCGCGCUGUGCUGCUGACGCUGCGCGCUCCAUUGUGCUGCUCUCCCCCCCCGUCUCCGACCCCUCCCAAGCCGACGCCUUUGUGAUCCAAGCCAGUCUGGCGCUCGCCAAUAGGCCAGACAUCAGCGCUGACAUCAUCGCAGAGCUCUCUUCACUCUCCAACGUGCGCCUGCUGCAGCGCCUCCACCGCACCCUCCUCGCCCCCUCCCCGUCCACCACCACCACCACUGCCCAAGCACCGCCCAGUAGCACCGCGUCCUCCUCCCAGCGCGUGAGGAGGAGGCGGCUGGUGCCGGUGGCGGCGGAGAACCUCUCGCUGCGCACGCUGCUGUCCGCUGCUGUGCACCGCGGCACCGCUGACGUCACUGCCGACCUGCUUGACUUUGAGAACGACGAAUUCUACUUCAAAGAGUGGCCAGAGCUGGUGGGGCGCACGUUUGGCGAUGCGCUGUUUCUGUUUGACAACGCCACCCCCUGUGGGCUCAUGAAGGCUCCCAAGCAGCACACCGCACCCGAUGCUUCCGGUGCUGCCGGCAGCUCUAUGGGCGAGGUGCUCGUGAACCCGCCCAGCUGGACGCUCAUAGAGCCCGGAGACAAGCUCCUAGUGAUAGCAGCGGACCGCAACAGCUACCGCCCGGGGCCAAGUCGCCUGCCGCCCCCGCCGUCCGAGCUCACUGCUGCAGCUGUCCCGGCAGCCACUCAGAAAGCGCCACGUGGCACGAGCAGCAGCAGCGUGGGUGGCAAGCAGCAUGUGCUUAUAUGCGGAUGGCGGCCGGAAGCAAAGCAGCUGGUGGAGCUGUUGCCCUCGAUACUGGCACAAGGCAGUGAGGUGACGGUGGUGGCGACUCACAUCUCCCCAACAGACGAGCUGCUGCUGGGGAACAUUCGCAGGCACAAAAAGCUUCCUAUUCGCAUCAAGCGUGGCAGCCCAGCAGACCGGGAGGUGAUGGAGUCGCUGCCUCUUGAGACCGUCGACUCGGUGAUUCUGCUGCAGUCAACGCAAGUCAACGGGGGGGAGAACGGGGAGGACGAGGAGGAGGAUGCUGGCAUGGUGGACAGCUCACAGGCUACAGUGACCGCGCUGCUUAUCAGGAGCAUUCAGGCGGCCAGGGGGAGAGCACAAGAGGCGGCAAUAGUGGCAGAGGUGCCGGCGAGUGAGAGGGACGUGGCGAGGCAGGUGGAACGGCAUGCACUGGAUGGAGCUGUGUGUCCCGAGCACCUGGAGGCUCAAGUGCUGGCGCAGAUCACACACGACCCGGAUGUGGGCACGGUGUUGGACGAGAUAAUCGGGUCGGAGAGGAAUCGCAUGGCGGUGCGGCGAGCAGACGAGUUUAUCGGGGAGCACGAGGCAGGCAUCUUCAACCUCUGGGAGAUGCAGGCGCGGGUGCGCAUGAGUGAGGAGUUGGUGAUAGCGUAUCGGCACCGGGGGGAGUGGCACCUGAACCCCUCCAACAAGGACCAACUUAUUCCCUGGGGACAUGAUGACCGCCUGCUCGUCAUCCGAGCCUCGCUGACAGCUUCGGCCAGACCUGCAGCCGUCAGCACAGCCUGA